CUCUCAUUGCUAAAAAGGUUCACAGUGGUACGACAACGAAAUGUCACACAACUCUAUGCUAGCGAUGCUGUAUCCGCCGCAUACAAUACCAUCAGGAUAACAUACUGUCGAACGAUGGAGAUUCCCAAGCUGAAAUUAUUCGUCCAAGUCACACGCAAGAUUACUUUAUUCCCUUUUUUUCAAUCGCAUACGAAGUUCUUUUUCGCUCGUAUGUUUUAGGCUGUAAUUCAUAACUCUGGAAAGUAUGUUAAGAAAUCGAGAAAUUGGCUAGCAAACUUAAAAAACCGAGUCCAUCUACGAAAACUCUCUUAUUUGUAAACGAAUAUUUUUCCAAUGGUGUUUACACGCUCUCCACGAUUACCGAUCAGAGUUUCAUAAGCUGCACUUCUCACUGUGAGACGAAGAUAUUCGUUUAUAAAACAAACAGCAGUUUCAUCAAGCAUGAUAGCAAGAUUAUUAGUAUUUCGAGAUAAAUUAUCCAAAAUCGGCAGAUCGCCUUUGGGCCGUAACGCGACAUCAAGCAAUCAUAUUCAUCGAAGAAAACUACCAGUUAAUAAUAUCGCGUAACAAUCGAUACUUGUUACAACUUGACAUGGAGUACCCUCUCGGAAGAACCACGAAGGAGAUGCUCUCUUUCUCUGGAUAACUUGUACGUGUAAAAUGGAUCACGCAAUAAAAUAAUGUCCGCACGGACAUCAUUUUCGUUACACACGAACGAUGAAAAACUUGAUGCGGACCACACCGAAAUAUAUAUAUAUAUAUAAAAAAUAUAAUAUUUGAUAAUAUGUAAUAGUAAAUUAAAAGUAAAUAACUUGUAAAUACAUCGUCGUAAGAACGAUGUACAAGCGUACAUCAAAGCGAAUACCAGAUCGUGUCUUGAUUAUUACGAUUGUCGCUACUGUUGUUAUUAUUAUUGUUGUUAUCGUUAUUGAAAAUGACAAUACUUAUGAUGAUGGUGGUGAUGAUGAUGAUGAUGACGACGAUGGUGAUGAUUACGACUACGACGAUGACGACGACAAUGAUGAUGAUGAUGAUGACUACGAUGGUGAUGAUGAAAAACGACAAUAUUCAUGAUGUUACAGAUAAAAGAAAAAGUUGCUAGCCAAAUUUAUAUACUUAACAUAGUUACAGAGGUACUUAUUAAGCCUCGAAAGAAAAGACAUUGUUUUUGUAAUAUUAUCUUGCAUAUUUAAUAAGAAUUAUCUUAACGAUCGUUUGCUGUAAUAAUAUCAAUAAUUAUUUUCAGUGCGGAGUCUGGUAACAAAAGUCAGAAGAGAGACGAUAAAG
Osmia bicornis bicornis is the source of this 1287-nucleotide messenger RNA. RefSeq names its product calsequestrin-1-like. The transcript has a single exon. The coding region runs from base 838 to 1074 and encodes 78 amino acids. NCBI's taxonomy places the organism in Eukaryota, Metazoa, Arthropoda, Insecta, Hymenoptera, Megachilidae. The record is from RefSeq and is a predicted model, not a curated record.